Messenger RNA from Sugiyamaella lignohabitans, 1893 nucleotides. It is a transcript of the gene POP2, whose product is annotated as CCR4-NOT core DEDD family RNase subunit POP2. The coding region runs from base 1 to 1893 and encodes 630 amino acids. Gene Ontology annotation, cellular component: P-body; CCR4-NOT core complex; CCR4-NOT complex. The record is from RefSeq and is a predicted model, not a curated record. Gene Ontology annotation, molecular function: nucleic acid binding; poly(A)-specific ribonuclease activity. NCBI's taxonomy places the organism in Eukaryota, Fungi, Ascomycota, Dipodascomycetes, Dipodascales, Trichomonascaceae. The transcript has a single exon.
AUGAUGAGAGCAUCUGGCAAUUAUAACAAUCGAUCUAAUGGUCCGAAUGCUGGAUUGAUGUCGUUACAAAUGUUACAGGGCCAGGGAGGCCAGAUUCAGGGUCAACCACAGAAUCAGUUGCAACAACAACAACAACACCAGCAACAGGGAGUAAUGCCGCUUCAGCAGCAACAGUAUAUAAACGCGGGUGCUGGAUACAAACAGAUGCUUCCAGAUCAGAGAGAUGACCAUGGGGAUGACCAACAACAGAUGCUGCAGGCUCAAGCGCAAGCUCAAGCACAGGCUCAGGCUCAAGCUCAAGCUCAGGCCCAUGCUCAUGCCCAACAGGCUCAUGUUCACCAGGCUCAAGCUCAUGCUCAUGCCCAUGCUCAGGCUCAAGCUCAAGCUCAAGCUCAAGCACAAGCACAGGCACAGGCACAAGCACAGGCUCAGGCUCAGGCUCAAGCUCAAGCACAGGCUCAAGCACAAGCACAGGCUCAGGCUCAAGCACAAGCACAGGCACAGGCACAAGCUCAAGCUCAAGCACAAGCUCAGGGUCAACCAAAUCUCAUGUUUCAAAGAAUGCAAGCCCGAAAUCAGAAUAUUAACCAAAUGGCUGCUGCCAGUUUACAAGCAUUUGGAGGAGUUCCAAAUGUUGGAGCUGGCGCCGAUAUUGGUGUUGGAGCAGGUGGUUUAGGAAACGGUCUUAUGAGCAGUUCCACAGGCGGGGGUCCACUGUCAAAUUACAACAACACAACAGAUAUAAACGCAUUCAAUGGAUCACUGCCCAAUCUAGGACUGGCCGGAGGAAUGAUGAAUAUAGCUAAUACAGGUGGUGCUGGAGGUGCACUUGGAGGACCAACUGGCAACUUAGCAGCAGCAGGUGGAUUAUCCGCUGCAGCUGCUGGUGGCUCGAUGAAAUCGUCGACAAUUGUCAAUGUGUGGAAAUGGAAUUUAGAAGAUCAAAUGGCUGCAAUUCGAGAUCUCGUCGAACGAUACAAAUACAUAUCAGUGGAUUGUAAAUUUCCUGGUAUUGUAGCAAGACCUAUUGGCACGUUUAAAUCAACGUCAGAAUACCACUACCAAACUCUGCGGUCUAAUGUAGAUAUUUUACAGGUGAUUCAGAUCGGACUGACUUUUGCUGAUGAAUACGGUAAUCAUCCUGUGGGAGUUGCAUCGACUUUCCAGUUUAAUUUCAAGUUCAAUGUCAACGAAGAUAUGUGUUCUGCCGACGGAGUCGAGCUGUUACGGCAGUCGGGCAUUGACUUUGCCAAACACGAAACAGACGGAAUAGACCCAUUUGCAUUUGGCGAGUUGAUUCUGACGUCAGGACUCACCCUUGACGACACCGUCAGCUGGAUCACUUUUCACAGCGGUUAUGAUCUGGGAUACAUUCUAUCUAUCAUGCUAAAUAACGAAGUCCCUGUUGAAGAAAGAGGUUUCUUAUCUACUUUAAGGACAUACUUCCCCAAUGUUUGGGACGUGAAAUGCAUAACCAAAACAUUCAAGCUAUCAAACAAGUCUCAACUGUCAGAAGUUGCUGACGAUUUCCAAGUAAGAAGACUUCCCAUGCCACAAUCAUCAGUCAACGGAGGACUGUCGUCUCUUGGAGGGCUCAGUCAAGCUGGCAACGACGCAUUUGUGACCAGCGGCUGUUUCUUUGAAAUCAAACGUCUGAUAGGCGAUGCCAACAUCAACAAAGUACGGAACUACCUCUUCGGACUGGGAGACGGUUUCGAAGACGACCCGUCCCAACAGUCUAACAACGGCACCAACAACGCAGCGGCCGCAGCCUCCGCAGCUAUCCUCAACGCCAUCUCUGGUGGUGCCACGGCCUCUGCCUCUGCCAGCCACGGCGUCACCAACGCCGCCAACAUCUUCCAGUUCGGCAAAAUGGGCGGUGGUGCUCUGUAA